AUGGAAAACAGCGUAUUACAAUUUAGAAUUAUCUCAUUGAAAGAUUCUGCUAAAAAAAAUUUGGAUAAUACAUUAUUUUACAUUAAAAAAUUUGUAGAAUCACCAACACAAUAUGGUGAUACAAUCAAACUUGAACCAAGUUUGGUAAAAACACCAAUUGUUAUUUCUGUAAAUGAAAUAUUCGAUUGGAAUAAAAAUGAUGGAAAUUAUUGUCAAAUUAUUUGUUUAACACCAACAUCAAAAAUUAUAGCAGACAUUGUUUUAUGGUUUGAUUCUUUAUUAGAUAUUAUGAAUAAUACUAAACGUAACGAAAAAGUUCAAUCAGAAUUACCUUGUAGUAUGACUCUUAAAGAAGAAUAUGAUCUUCAAUUUAGUCUUCAAUUGAUUGGAAAUUUAAAGCCUUUAAUUUCUUCUUCUACUGUUCCAAAAAAACUUGAUCGUCAUAAAAAGAAAUUAAGUCGACAACAAACUCAAGGUCAUUUAAUGGAAUUAAAACAGUUUAAUCAACCAGUUCGUUGUGCUGUAUGUGAUGAACUUAUUGGGGGUUACCAUCAUCAGGGUUUUGAAUGUUUACAAUGUUCUCUUGCAACGCAUAAAAAAUGUCAUCCUAAUAUUCGAUUUCAAUGUCAAAAGUCAUUAGGUUCAGUGAAUUCUUGCUUAAGCAUUAAUCAUCCGCAUACAUUCAAAGAAUAUGAAAUAGCAUUUGUUCGAGCUUUAGUUUCUCGAAAUUGUGGUAAUUGUAAACAUUGUGGUACACAAAUAUAUCGAAAUGCUCUCAAAUGUACACAAUGUUCUGCUAUAAUUCAUGAACGUUGCCAGUCCAAGAUUUCACCAAUAUGUUCAAUUUCAAAUGACUCACCAACAGAAACAAUUUUGAAAUAUUCAAAUAUAGUUGGUGCACGAUUUCAUGGUGCAAAAAUUAAAAAAGAAAAAAAUCGACAUUCAGAAUCAUCAUCAUUUGAUUUAUCUUGGCUUGAUCCAUUACCAGAACUUUCCAUAGAAAAUUCCCAAGGAAUAUCUUUACCAAAAUUUCAUGAUUUUAAAUAUAUUGGUCGUCUUGGUAAUGGUGCCUGUGCUCAAGUCUAUUGUAUUCAACAUAUUUUAUCAGAACAAUAUUUUGCUAUUAAAGUAGCUGAUGGAACAGAUAUAGAAGCACGACAACAAUUAGAAGUUGAAAAAUACAUUUUAUUUCGUUAUAGUCAUGGAAAUCCUUAUAUGAUUAAAGUUUAUUGUGCAUUUCAUCAAGGAAAUAAAUUAUUUCUUGUUAUGGAACUUGUUCAAGGUGGAACUUUAUGUCAUAAAAUUCAAACAACACGAAUGAAUGAAGAUGAAAUAAGAUAUUAUUUAGCGCAAAUUAUUUGUGUUAUACAAUAUUUACAUUCAAAUAAUAUUGUUUAUCGAGAUUUAAAACUUGAACAUGCAAUUGUUUGUUCAACAGGUUCUAUACGUCUUAUUGAUUAUGGACUUGCACGAAUAUUAAAAGCUUCUGAUGAAACUUGUCAUACUUUCUGUGGUACUUAUAGUUACAUGGCUCCUGAAGUUCGAUGUUUAGAGAAAAGUUCAUCAGAUAAAGGUUAUAGUUUUGCAGUGGAUUUUUGGGCACUUGGAAUUAUGUUUGUACAAAUGUUAUGUGGUGAAAAAAUCGAUUUUGAUGAUAUAUUUGCAAAUAAUAAUGAAAAUACAACUGAACCAAUAAAAAUAACACAAUAUUUAGAAUUACCUCGUUAUAUAAGUCUUGAAGCUCAUUCAUGUGUUAUUGGCUUACUUGAAAAUGAUCCUGAAAAACGUUUAGGUUCACCUAAUUCACCGCAUGGUUCAAUACGUGAUCAUCCAUUUUUUAAAGCUGGUCAUCGAAUUAAUUGGUCAGAAAUUGAUGAAGGUGUGUUUAAACCUUGUCAUAAAAAUUCAGAGAAUAUACGUGUUAUGUCUGAUACAUCGUGUCAUCAAUCACUUCCAACUUUACAAUUAGAUAGAGGAGGUCAUGCUAAAGAUGAUUGGAUAGCUGCUGGAAAAUCAACGUGUACAUCAGAUGAAAAUGAACGAUUGAAAUCAUUUAAUUAUAUUAACUCAUCAUCUUGCCUUGAAUUUACUCAAUCGGAUUUUUUAUGA
Molecule: messenger RNA, 2109 nt
Organism: Rotaria sordida
Lineage: Eukaryota; Metazoa; Rotifera; Eurotatoria; Philodinida; Philodinidae
Source: the annotation of a GenBank genome assembly